AUGUUAGAAGAGCGGCUGUCAUUGCAUUGGAUUUGUUUUGUCUCGUCGUCCAAAGGAAGUUCCCUCAAUGAUCAACUCUCUUGGCGAGAGCUACCACGCACACACGUGAGGGCAGGAGCGGCACUUGCAAUCGGAAUUUCAUGCGCUGGAACAGGAAAUUCAGAGGCAAUUGAAGUGUUGAAACCGCUUUUGAACGAUAACGAAGAUGCUGUUACACAGAAUGCUAUGAUAGCCAUGGCAUGGUCUUGA
Trichomonas vaginalis G3 is the source of this 249-nucleotide messenger RNA. Its product is annotated as regulation of protein catabolic process. Gene Ontology annotation, biological process: proteasome-mediated ubiquitin-dependent protein catabolic process. Bases 1 to 249 code for a protein of 82 amino acids. The record is from RefSeq and is a predicted model, not a curated record. The transcript has a single exon. Lineage: Eukaryota; Parabasalia; Trichomonadida; Trichomonadidae. Gene Ontology annotation, cellular component: proteasome regulatory particle, base subcomplex; proteasome storage granule; nucleus.